Fusarium vanettenii 77-13-4 is the source of this 2088-nucleotide messenger RNA. RefSeq lists its product as uncharacterized. Bases 1 to 2088 code for a protein of 695 amino acids. The record is from RefSeq and is a predicted model, not a curated record. Lineage: Eukaryota; Fungi; Ascomycota; Sordariomycetes; Hypocreales; Nectriaceae. The transcript has 4 exons.
AUGUCUUGGGACCGGUAUGAACUCGGCCAGAAGAACAUCUUCUACGAUGAAGACACCCACCCAUUCAGCAUAGUCGUGCCUCCUCACGUAGGCCGCGUGCGAAGGUCCAUGCUCGACUUUUCAUGUCCAAUCCGUGGCCACAAAGACUUAUUCGACCCUAUUUCCAGUGAUGGACAAUUCAAGCGCCCACUUGACGGGUCAGACAUAGAUCCUGCUUUGAAAGCCGCCAACAAUGCUAUGAGUAAAGCUAGAAGCAUAGUCAAUGGCGGGUAUCUGGAAAAGAAAUGGGAGAGCUUUUUCGAGACACAUUUCUUUGAGCCUCUCAGCGAGAGUCUUUCGGUAUCCAAAGAAGACCCUCGACGUGUCUCUCGCUAUAAAUACUACUACGACGACGUGAAGAGAGAAACCAACGAGUUAUGGGACCUGUUCAAGGGGAACAGCACCCCUGGGCUUGGGGCUUUUGAGAGCCUCAAAUGCCCAAAGCCAGACCAGGCAUUCUAUCUGCCCAUGUACCGCCCUCAUUUCAAGGCCGGAAUUCCGACGGUAGUAGAUCCCGAGGCUCGCCAAUGGAACCGCCAUCAAGAAGCAUCCAUCAUGGAGCCCUUUUCAUGGUCAACUUUGGAGAAGUUGCAUGAGUUUGGCCUGCAACCAACCCCCUUUCGCAUUUUUCACAAACCACCUAUGGAGGCCAAUCUCAAAUGCUACCCUUGGCUCAUUGUCGAACACAAAAAGGAGGAAGAGCCAGAAGGACCAUCAGGGAGGGUUGUGUGUUGCCAGGCCGCCAAUGCCGCGGCGUGCGCCGUCAGACUGGUCCAGGAUUCAGCACAGUACGCCGUUGAGCUUCCGGAUUACGGGCAUAUCCCCCCAAUCCCAGCAGUGACGACCAUUGGGCCCCGCGUUACGGUCUGGCUCAUGUAUUUUGCUGAGAAGUUUGAUGCCCCUUGCAGUGGUAGGGACAAGCAAGAGGUGACGAGCAGACUCCGUAACAAGGGCUACAUCAUGCGAGCCAUUUGGAACGGCGACAUGACGAAAGGUGCCGACGUUGUACGGUUUCAAAUCAUCCUGGAGAACACGCACACCUGGGCUGUGCGAGCCUUCAAACCUUUGAUAUCCUCAUACAUUGAACAAUGGGGUUAUGUACACUGCAGGUCAGAUGAAGUUUCUUCAAGUCCAUGGAGCCAGGUAAAGCUUCGUCGUCAGAAGAACAUCGAACGACGCCAAACAGUUCUCCCUAUUGUCCAGGCCUUACUGAAGGAUCACGCCACUAUGGAGCUUGACGACACGGCCCAUCAGAAAGUGACACCGUUGCUCUUAGGCUUGCUUAUGCACCAUAUCUGCUCGUCGGAGAGAGAAUUUCUGUCCAACGAAGUCGAUCGAGUUGUCAAGGAGAAGUUGGCGGCUCUCAAUCUGACACAGGAGAUGCCUACCACCAGUCACGCGCAAGACAAUGCAACCCAGGUAUCCGUCGAGGCCGACCUUGAACAGACAAGCCCCAUAACUCAGGAGCCGCUGAACGACAACGAUGACCCGAAUGAUUCUGACUACAGGCCGCCAUGGACUACCUCGGCCCAUGGCAACCCUGACAAAGCACCUACUGCUGCUGAGGCUUCUGACACUGAGGCUUCGGUUGCUCAGUCUUCGGACCAUGAGUACUCUGACCCGACACUCUUGUGGCAUGCUGAGACUUUCAUGGCAACGCCACAGUCAAGAUCUUCGAGGGAAGGCCGUCCUAGCUUCCACAGUCGUGACUCGGCGCCGCUCUCAGGGAGCACAGUCACUGGGUCAGCUGAGACCACACCGACGCCAAACAUAUCCAGGGGCCGAAUCAGCUCCAGCUCGCCAUGCCAUAGGUCAAGUUCGCCACGGCUGUCACAAGUCGACGAGGCACCUUCUGGGUCACCUGUGUUUUCCGGUAAGCCGGUACCGGAGCAGCGUACAUGGCCACCUGGAAUACAGUUCGGCCAAGCAGAGUCUCCAGGAUCUUCCAGCACCCAGCGAAAUCCGACGGAGAAAAGUGUAUCUGAUUUCAAGACCAGGCUUGGCUACUCAGUUAUUGCAGACAGCCAGGACUCGUCCGACGUUUUUUGA